AUGUCGCUAUCUGGAAUCCCAAAGACUUCUCUGCAGCUCUAUCGCGACUGCCUUCGGUUAGUCCGGUAUGUAGCCCCUGGAGAAUCGAAAAAGGCAGUUGCUUUGCGUUCUAUUGUACGGAAUGAGUUUGCCAAGAAUCGCGAGGUUCAAGAAGAACAGCAAUUGCAGGCUCUGCGAGCCAAUGCCAUUCGCGCCUUGUCGAAUUAUCUUUUGUUCCAAAAUGCAAGCUCGGAUCCCAAAGUAAAACAAGCCGUGCAAUCCUUUCAUGAUCGACACGUUUCCUCUGCCCGAGAGACACAGAAGAAUAAAGAGGACAACAAUCCACAACGGUAG
Molecule: messenger RNA, 333 nt
Organism: Seminavis robusta
Lineage: Eukaryota; Bacillariophyta; Bacillariophyceae; Naviculales; Naviculaceae
Source: the annotation of a GenBank genome assembly